AUGGAAACAUGGGAAGUCAUAGCAUCGGUAAAAGAAGCAACAAAAGGCCUUGACUUGAGCUUAGAUCAUCCACUUAUUAUUAAAUCCGAGGACGUGCCCAGUAACAUUCUCCAAUUACUGCAACAGAAGAAUCGACGUCAAUUGAAACACAUCUGCAUGAAAUCAAGAAAAGAGUAUUUUCUACUAGAGGAAUAUGGGCCAGGAUUUUGGGUUAAGUGGCCGUACAAUUAUUUCAAUGGUUACAGCUUACCAGAAAGGCGUACGGAAGUUGUAACGACAGUUGAAAGAGAAAGAGCUAAGCGUGAAACGUUAAAAACAUGGGACGAAUUGAAAUUUAAAGAGCUUCUUCAUUUAUGGUCAGAAGAACCCAAGGGCUCGUGUAAGCUUGAGAAGGACAAAGACCUUAAACUGGAUAUGAAUCCCCCAGAUAUGAAAGGCGAAUCAAAAAUUAAUGACUACUAUUCAGACCCUAAAGAGUACAUAGAAAGUAAGUAUUAUGAUGCUCUUUUUUCCAUACAUACGCCUCUCGCAUAUUUCGUCAAGUCAAAUUUAGUAAGGCUCAAAAAUACCUGCCGAACCAAGUACGGAAGUGACAGUUACAAAAUAGCCUAUCAAGCCAUGCUGCAAAAAUUUCUUCUCUCAAUUGUACAAUUCAAAGAUAGACAUGAUAACAGGCUUUUAUUAGAGCCCUUUUCUAGUCCCAUAGCAGAUGAAAAAAGGAAGAACUGUCUCACAAAAUUUGUUAUCCAAGAUGAAAACAAAAACAGCUCAACCAUUGCUGAUUUAUGUGUUGUAUUAAAAUCCCGCGAAAUAAAGCUACAAAUAUUAUUGCUAUUAGAGAUAAUAGGAUUGAACGAUUUAGAUUGGAAUUUUAGAGAUUUUGAGAAAAAGUAUAAAUUAAAAUUGAAGAAAAGAUCACUUAAUUUGACAAAAAAGGGAUUAGUUCGUCGAAGAUCGAAGAAAAAAACCAGCGAAAAAGACAAAGGAAUCGAGAGAAUAACAACAUCUUUGGAUUAUUGUGAACAGUUAGACUUGUACUUAGAUAGAGCAUGCAUCUUGGACAUUCUACUAUCAAGUGAAACGCCCAACCCAGAUGCCAUAGAAGCAUCAAAUGGAACAAUACAAGAGCAUAAAAAAAAUAUCCUAGACAAAAGCAAAGAAGCCUCAUUGGUUGGGUUCAUAAAUUAUGUUCUUAUUCCAUAUUUCAACAAAAAGGUACCACACGCCGUUGAAUUUAUAAUUCAAAAGCUCAAGGGACCAAGCAUGAGACCAAAGAGAGCCCUGAAAAAGGUCAACGAUAGCACAAAUGUAUCGUCACCUAAUACUGUAGAAACGUAUAACAGGUUAUCCACGAGUCAACGUGCCUCUCGCUCUUCAAUCAUUAAUUCCGUCCCAUCUUCACCCGCAUUGAGAAGGGUGGACGCUAAUUUGUUCAGCAGAAAAUCUAUAGCUUCGCCCACCCCUGAACUUUUGAAUUCUAGAACGAACUCUAACUUGAAUGAAUUUCUCGAAAGUGAAACUAGAAGCUUAAAGCGCCCUUCACAAUUGGGAAGGACGAAGUCUGAUCUAACGAUGAAUCAUUUACAAAAACGGCAGUUUUCUGUCUCUGACUUAAGCACAACAAGAGUACCGAAUUCAUCAACUAUCACACUCAAAACGCCUUUCUCGCACUCAACUAUUAAUGCAUACAAAACUAUGAAUAACUCUUUUCGCAGAGUUGGGAAACGUAAAGAUAUCAAUGAAACGAUACGCCUACAUGAACGUGUAGACUCUGAGGAAAACGUACAAGUUCAAGCCACUCCUGCUGUGAAAAAAAGAACUGUGACACCUAAUAAAAAGGCGCAACUUCAAAGCAUCAUUGAAUCGCCGCUAAAUUUCAAGGAUGAUGAUACGCAUGAAGGCAGAAAAAAUACCUCCAAUAUUACCUCUACUCCCACUAAUAAGCCCCCGGAAAAUAGCUCAAAAAGGAGAGUAAGAAGACGUUUAUUUGCUCCAGAAUCCACAUAG
Molecule: messenger RNA, 2007 nt
Organism: Saccharomyces cerevisiae S288C
Lineage: Eukaryota; Fungi; Ascomycota; Saccharomycetes; Saccharomycetales; Saccharomycetaceae
Gene: SLD3
Product: Sld3p
Exons: 1
Coding region: 1-2007 (668 amino acids)
Biological process (GO): DNA replication initiation
Cellular component (GO): nucleus
Source: RefSeq, marked reviewed